AACAUCUGCGAUUCAUCUGGCCUCUUCAGGUGAGCUGAUAAACUAAAACUGACAUAUUGUUUACAAAUUCCAAACGCACGUUUAUUUAUUUAAAAAUAAAUAAUAUUGUUACUUCAACAAUGGCUGAUAGUAAGGGUUUAUCAAAAACAUCAAAAAGAAGAUGUCAAAAUGUCAGUGACAAUGAGGAUGGAUCUGCAACACCUUUAAGAAAAAGUACUCGAGCUACAAGAUCAAGGAGUGUUACCAAUGACAAUGAGACAUCUCCAACAUCUGAAGAAUCAACUGGUUGGAAGAGACGAUUGAGAAGAACAAAAAGUUCAAAUGAUAAUUCAUCAACAAGUCCAUCAAAAAAUUUUAAAAGAGAUACCAAGGUUAAUAAUGAAGAUAGUGAUGAUGAAGCAAAUUUUAAUUUGAGUCCAUUAAAAGAAGAACUUGAAAAUGAACUUAAAAAUAUUGAAGAAGAUACACAAAAAGCUUCUGAAUUAUUUCUUGAUGAAGAAGAUGUUAGUGGAAAUAAAAUAUAUGGUUUUCAAACACCAUCAAAAAAAAAUGCAAUGAUACAAAAAGCAUUAUUAUCAAGAACACCAACAACAACAACAACUAAAAUUGAUCCAAAAAUUACAAAAAUUGCUUGUGUAUUAACUGAAAAAAUAAAUAUACCACCAACAACACCAAAAUCAAGUAAAAAAAAAUUACCAAAAAUAUUAGAGGCGUCUAAAACUCCAGUACGAUCAACAAGAUCAAGUCAUCCACAAAUUCAUUUUGCAAGUGAUUCAGAUGAAAGUAUAUCUGAAGACAGUGAAUUUAUUCCAACUGAUGAAGAUGAUGAUGACGAUGACGAUGAUGGUGAUGGUGAUAUUAAAAGUGAAGAAGAAAAAGAUCAUUCAAAUGAUGAUGAACCAGAUGAAAAUAGUAGUCCAAAAAGAAAACUUUUGAAAAAUCAAUUGGUACCAAUAACACCUUGUAGACGAGGAAGAUCAAGAAACAAAAUUAUUUAUAAUGAAUAUCAUAUGAAAACAGAUGAUUAUUUUGCAUCACAAUCUGAGCGAGCAGUUACAUCAGAUAAUACCUUAAAUCGUUUAAAAAAUCCACGUCUUGAUGAAGAUAAAUUAAAGGAAUUAUUAAUUAAUAAAGAUCAUAUAUCAAAAGAACACAAAGAUGGUAUUUGUGAACUUGCAAAUAAUUGUAAAUCACACUUUAAAAUGUGGCAUUAUAUUAUGGAAGAAGGUUACAGUCUUCUUCUUCAUGGUCUUGGUUCAAAAAGAAAUAUUAUUCAUGAAUUUCAUGAUGUAAUGUUAUCUGAUCAUCCAACAUUUGUUGUUAAUGGAUUUUUUCCAAGUUUAACAAUCAAAGAAAUACUUGAUGGUAUUAUAAAUGAUGUACUUGAAAUUGAUUGUCCAGCAAAUCAAAAUGAUUGUUUUAAUUUAAUUGAUAAAACAAUGAGAGAUAAUCCAGAUGAUAAAUUAUAUUUAUUAAUUCAUAAUAUUGAUGGUGUUAUGUUGAGAUCAAAUAAAGCACAAGAUGUAUUAUCACGUCUUGCUGCUAUUCCAAAUAUUAAAUUAAUAGCAUCAGUUGAUCAUAUUAAUGCACCAUUACUUUGGGAUAAUGUUAAAAAAUCAAGAUAUAAUUUUUAUUGGUGGGAUGCAACGACAUUUGUACCAUAUGAAGCUGAAACAAUGUAUGAAAGUUCAUUACUUGUACAACAAAAUGGUGCACUUGCUUUAUCAUCACUUCAUAAUGUAUUUGCAUCAUUAACUAAAAAUGCUAAAGCAAUUUAUACAAUAUUAGUUAAAUAUCAAAUUGAAAAUGGUAAAGGUAAUCAUUAUUCUGGUAUGGCUUUUAAAGAUUUAUAUCUUGGUGCUAGAGAAAAUUUUUAUGUUAAUUCUGAUGGUGCAUUGAGAGCACAGCUGACUGAAUUUAUUGAUCAUAAACUUGUUAAAACUAAAAGAAGUGCUGAUCGUGGUGAGUAUCUCAUUAUUCCAAUAAGUAAUGUAAUUUUAAGUAAAUUUUUAGAAGAUCAUGAAACUACAUGAAUCUUUUUGUUUUUUUUUUCAAUU
This is a messenger RNA of Aphidius gifuensis, 2057 nucleotides long. It is a transcript of the gene Orc2, whose product is annotated as origin recognition complex subunit 2. The record is from RefSeq and is a predicted model, not a curated record. The transcript is spliced from 5 exons. Gene Ontology annotation, biological process: DNA replication. Gene Ontology annotation, cellular component: nucleus; nuclear origin of replication recognition complex. The coding region runs from base 120 to 2033 and encodes 637 amino acids. Lineage: Eukaryota; Metazoa; Arthropoda; Insecta; Hymenoptera; Braconidae. Gene Ontology annotation, molecular function: DNA replication origin binding.